AUGACUGUGGAGGCUGGUCCGACUGAGCUGACACCAGGACGGGAUACAGUAAGCAGCACUUCCCCUCUGAAGUCACAUCCUGCUCCAGAGGAUGUAGACACUAAAGCUGUAGUGAAAACCCAGACUCGCACAGACACUCAGAUUGGAGGCUCCACCAACACAGAAAAAGACAAACCAACAACUGGGAGUGGGACAGAGAAAGAUGAAGAUGAGCAAGAAAUGGAAAAAGAGAAUAAUAAUCCUGACGCUGACAUCUUUGAGGGCUCUAGCAAGACCUCACCUGAAUGGAUCUCCCAGGUAAGUACUGAAGACUCCUUCAUCCAACCAGGAACUGAAUCUCCACAGCAGACCGUUGAAGCAGCCAGUCAGCCGCCUACACACACAGUCAAUCAUCAUGGGGCAAGAUUACAACCUGGGAUCAGAGGCCAAAGGGGGUUGCAGGGUCCACCUGGGCUACCAGGACCACCAGGACCUAAAGGAGACAAAGGCUAUCAAGGUGUUAUGGGCAGAACUGGACAUACAGGAUAUAGCGGCCCCAUUGGUCCUCCUGGGAUGCCUGCCAUUGUUGUAUUUAAAACCUCUGAAGAAGAAUGGGAGGCUUUCAAGAAAAAGAAGAUCUAUAAAAAGCUGAUUUCUUCCUGGCCAAAAGUUAAAGGGCCUCCAGGACCUCCUGGACCUCCUGGAGAUGAUGGACCAAUUGGGCCACCUGGAAUUCCUGGGAAACAAGGACGGAAAGGAGUUCAAGGAAAAAUCGGCAGUCCUGGACCACAUGGUAUGCCGGGUCCUCAGGGCCGAACUGGAAGAGACGGGGCCCCAGGAGAGAAUCCUGAUCCAGGCCCUCCAGGCUUACCUGGUGAACAGGGUCCCAAAGGCUACAGAGGAGAGGAGGGCAGCAAAGGGGAGCUGGGUGAGUGGGGUUAUCAUGGGGAGGCUGGGCCAAAGGGAAACAAAGGACAAAAAGGAGCCAAGGGAAAUAAAGGAGUAGGAGGUGUUACUGGUGUCCCUGGCUACAUGGGACUUCCUGGAGCCAGGGGUCCUUCAGGUUUUCGAGGCACAGCAGGACCUCAGGGAGAGAUUGGAGCUCCAGGCUUCAGUGGACCACCAGGCCCACCUGGCAAAAUGGGUCCCAGAGGAGUUAAAGGUGUCUUAGGUGUUAAAGGACCUCCGGGUCAUCAAGGUGAAAUGGGUGCUGGAGGAGCAGCUGGUCCACAGGGAGAGCCUGGUCCCAAUGGAGUGGUUGGGUUUUCUGGUGUCCGUGGUCCUCAGGUAUAGCAAAACGUUCUGAAGCAGGCAAACUUCUUUUUUAAUGACAAAAAAUACAAGUAAAAAAAUUAUGAUUUUAUUUUCCUCACAGGGUAAUCCAGGACCAGAUGGACUUCCUGGUCCUAAGGGGGACCUUGUCAGUACACUCUAAGGAAAAACAAUCAGAAAUAAAUGCAUUACAUGCAGCAGUAGACUGCAGCAGUCAUUUUAGGGUCAGUCUGUCAUCUGCCCUGUGUGUGUCUCAUCAGGGUGAUCCAGGAGAUGAGGGAGAGAUUGGAGAACUGGGACCAAAUGGACUUCAUGUAAGGCAACAAGGACAAACCCUCUACUUAAGCAACAUCAGUUACAUCAGAGAAGAUAUAAACCCACAUGUGCUGUAUUUAGUUUGUCAUGUUGGAGCUUGAGUUUAUGGUUUAUCUCUCUCAUUUCAGGGAGCCAAUGGGUUUCCAGGAAAGCCUGGACCCUCAGGGUGCUAAAGCUGAGCGAGGUGAGAAGGGCGACUUAGGGUUUAAGGGAGACCUGGGACCUCCAGGGCCUCCAGGUAAACAAGGAUUUAAGGGCCGUCGAGGCCCUUCAGGACUAGAGGGCCUUGGAGGACCAGCAGG
Messenger RNA from Scatophagus argus, 1868 nucleotides. Its product is annotated as collagen alpha-1(XI) chain-like. The transcript is spliced from 18 exons. The record is from RefSeq and is a predicted model, not a curated record. Lineage: Eukaryota; Metazoa; Chordata; Actinopteri; Scatophagidae. Bases 1 to 1272 code for a protein of 423 amino acids.